This is a messenger RNA of Populus nigra (black poplar), 1068 nucleotides long. Its product is annotated as NAC domain-containing protein 101-like. The coding region runs from base 1 to 1068 and encodes 355 amino acids. Gene Ontology annotation, biological process: regulation of DNA-templated transcription; system development. Lineage: Eukaryota; Viridiplantae; Streptophyta; Magnoliopsida; Malpighiales; Salicaceae. The record is from RefSeq and is a predicted model, not a curated record. Gene Ontology annotation, molecular function: DNA binding. The transcript is spliced from 2 exons.
AUGGAUUUCUCUCUACCGCAAACCCUACUCCCUGGUUACCGCUUCUCUCCCACUGAUCAAGAACUGGUCCAAUUCUAUCUCUACCCAAAGGUCACCAACCCUCUCUUCAUCACCUCCGCUCCUGUUAGAGAUUGUGACAUCUACGCCUAUCAACCUCUGCAAAUUUGGAACGCCUUCCACAGGCUCCAAGGAGAAGAUGUCUUCUUCUUCACUAACCUCAAAAAGAAAAGCCCCACUUCCCAUGUCACCCGCAAAAUUGCCGGUGGCCCUGCAACAUGGCAUAGAGAAGACACUGACCGAGCUAUUGGUGUUGCUAUUGACGAACAUUGCUCUGUCACAGCCAUCAGGAAAAGCUUCAGUUAUCAAAGCACUCAGUCUGGCCAACAUGGCUACGGCUGGACAAUGUACGAGUAUAGCUUGCCAUCCCUUUCUCAAGUCAUUGUUCUGUGUCAAUUGAGAAGGAAAGAAGACAACAAGAGCCACACACAAACGACCAAAAAGAGGAGAAGGCAAGCUGACGGUGUUGAUGAUACAACAAACACCAUAUCUCAGAAGGCCAGGGUUGGUGAAGGCUAUCACCAGCAACAGAUCACGGGUUUCGAGGCGGCGGCCGAAACUGAAUCUGAGAUCGUGUAUAAUGGGGUGACAUUUGACAAUUUGGAGUCGUUUUCUCAUCAACUUGUUCAGGACUUUGACAAUGAUCAGGUGGCUGUCAGUUCCGUUGCAUCAACUAUCAACGUUGCAGAACCAACUGUAUCCACUUCAAGUUGUGCAGAGAACUUGCAAUCAAAUAAGGUCGUGUGCAUCGACAAUGAUGAGGAGCCUUCUGCAACAGAGGAGGAUGAUGAUUACCAUCGAGAGCUUCUUCGACUGCUGGAUUUCGAUGGUGGCUCUGACUUGGCAGAUGGGGUUCCGUUCAUUCAAACAACACCUGAGGCUGAUGAGCCUUACAGCGGUUGGAGAGGGUUGUUUUCGCAACAGCUGCCGCAAGCAAAUCCAACAUGCCUGGUUCAAGAAAAUGAAGUUCGAGAUGAUCUACAAUCCUUUUUGUAUGGAGAGCCCGUAUGA